This is a messenger RNA of Ceutorhynchus assimilis (cabbage seed weevil), 2491 nucleotides long. The record is from the annotation of a GenBank genome assembly. Lineage: Eukaryota; Metazoa; Arthropoda; Insecta; Coleoptera; Curculionidae.
AAAUAGGUUAUGUUAUCUUUGUAUAUUUGAAUUUGAAAAUUCUACAUUCUAUUAAUUUUGUAUAUUGUACUACUGUCAGCUUAUUUAGAGUUUAAUUGAAUAAUACACAAGGUAAAAAAAAUGUCUUGGAUAGCCGACAACUCGCUGACAACAUUCCAAAAGUUCUGCAUAAAAAUACUAAAAUGUGGCCCCAUUCCCGAGCACGUAGCAAUCAUAAUGGACGGUAACAGACGCUACGCCCAAAAACAGCACGUAGAAAAAGCAGAGGGCCAUUCGAAAGGCUUUGAUAAGCUAUCCGAUUGUCUCAGUUGGUGUCGAGAAUUGGAAGUCAAAGAAGUAACGGUUUACGCGUUCAGUAUUGAAAAUUUCAAACGUUCCAAAGAGGAAGUUGACCAGCUGAUGCAAUUAGCUAGAGAAAAAUUCGCAAGACUUUUCGAGGAACAGGAUAAGCUCAAUGAACAUGGGGUGUGUAUCAGGGUUAUUGGGAAUUUAGCUUUGUUGCCAGAGGAUUUGAGGAAAUUGAUAGCUAAAGCGAUGCUAAUGACUGAACAUAAUAAUAAAGCUAUUCUUAAUGUUGCCUUUUCAUAUACGUCAAGGGAUGAGAUUACCAACAGUAUUCAGACUAUUGUAGAAGCAGCUAAACAAGGUAAAAUAGAAUUGGAUGAGAUCAGUGAAGAAUUGAUAUCGCAAUGCCUCUACACAAAGUCAAAUCCGGAUUUACUGGUCCGAACUUCUGGAGAAGUCAGACUUAGCGAUUUCUUGUUGUGGCAAACAUCUGACAGCCAAAUCCAUUUCACUGACGUAUUGUGGCCGGAGUUUGGUAUCUGGCAUUUGUUGGGGGGCAUCUUCAAAUACCAAAGGGCUCACAAACAAAUAUUUAAGCUACAAGAGGAGGAAACAAGUAGGGAGGUUGUUAAUGAGAAUGUUAAGUUGUUUUUGAAUGAAUUGAGUGAGAGAAGAUUGAGGCAGUUGGAGAUUUAUGCAAAUGCAUAAUAGUUAAGGUGAUUGGGGUAAUAAUUAUAUUGGAAUUUUCAGAUUAUAUUAUGUACAACCAUUAUUAUUGUAUUGUAUUGUGAAAACUUAAGUGGUAGGUCAUUUUAAUUUUAUGCAAAUGCGUAAUAGUUAAGGUGGUUGGGGUAAUAAUUAUAUUGGAAUUUUUAGAUUAUAUGUACAACCAUUAUUAUUGUAUUGUAUUGUGAAAACUUAAGUGUUAGGUCAUUUUAAUAAGGGUUGUAUAAAGUAUAAAUAAAGACUUAUACAUUCAUAUUAUUUAAAAAAUAUAUUGUUUAUUGUAGAAGGGUAGAAUUGAGAGUGGAAUGGUUUAAUUAGUCUUUGUAAAGCAUCUUAAUGUGAUUUAUUCUGUGAAUAAAAAACUAUAAAAUGAAAUCGAUUUACCAAGUAUUACAAAAUUUAUAGGGUGAUGGAUUUUUAUUAUUAAUUUUUUGCUGUGAGCUGGAAAAUGGUGUAUGUUAUUUGCAACAAACAUUUUUAGUUUUUUUUUUUAUUUCACACUCGACUCUAAAAUUACAAGAAACUGUAAUUCUCAAUCAAAUUCUGCACAAUAAUACUUCCAUCAAUGAUAAGUUUUUCAAUGACUGAUUUUAGGCAUAGAAGCUAAUUUUGUUUCUUCUUUCCAAUUUUCUGAAUUUUUGUGGUCUUAUUUAUGUUUAUUUAUUUCUGAAUAAACAAUUUUUUUCAAAAACCAGUACCUACAUAAAUAGGAAAACAAUGUUCACAAUUUUAUGCUAGCUCUCAGAAAAAUUAAAUUUAAAAACAAUAAAAAUGUGUACCUUAAAUAGCACCAAAGAAAAUAACAAUAUACAUUGUUAAGAAAUAACAAAAUAUCAUACCUAUAACAACAAGCAGAUAAUAUUUUAUUAGUCGUGAGUAAUGUGAGUAUGGUAAAAGUGGCAAAACAAAAUGUUCAGUAGUCCCCUUCAACCUGAUGAUGACAUGUCUAUCUACAGUAGUUAUAGGGAAAACAUGGAGAUCUCUUUUAAGGUCUAAUAUUGAAGAAAUAAAAAUUAUACCAUGUUAUGUAAGCUUUAGAAUUGACGAAUUAUUUCUAAAAAGUUUAUUGUUCAAAUGUUACCUAUUCAUUAAUUAAUUUGCAAGGUGGAAUAUUAUAAAUCCAGAUGUCUUCAGUUAUUGUUAUUAUUCUUAUCUAAAAAAAAUAAAUAACAUAAAUCUUAGGAACAUAGGCGUAUCCAGGGGGGGGGCUGCCGGGCUGCAGCCCCCCCCCCCCCAAGGCUAGUCUAGACUUUUUUUAGCGUAUUUUAUGUGAUAUGUACAUUUUUUUGUAUAAAAAAAAAUAGAAAUAAAAUUCAUUUUUCUAUAAUAAGGUUUUUCUAUGGCGGGUGCCUAAUGCAGCAAGGGAAUCAGUGCUUCAUCUUAAUUAUCCUGCUUGUCCGAAAUACUUCCUUCCUCAGGUGCUCGAUUCUCGUUUCAGAGAGUAGAGCAGUAGAGCUUCUCGGUAGAACGCAUGUUUUGU